AUGGCGUUGCGGGCCCGCGCGCUGUACGACUUCAGGUCGGAGAACCCGGGGGAGAUCUCGCUACGGGAGCACGAGGUGUUGAGCCUCUGCAGCGAGCAGGACAUCGAGGGCUGGCUGGAGGGCGUCAACAGCCGCGGCGACCGCGGCCUCUUCCCGGCCUCCUACGUGCAGGUGAUCCGAGCCCCGGCCGCCGAGCCGCCGCCGCCCGCCCGCUACGCCAACCUGCCCGCCGGCGGCUUCGAGCCGCUGUCGCCCCCCGCCGCCUUCAAGCCGGCGACACAACAGGCCCCGCCGGCGGCGGCGCCCGAGCCCUUAUCGUUGCCCCCCGCCGCCGGGUACCCCUUCCCGCUGCUGCCCUAUGGCGGCUCCUACCAGCCCAGCCAGGGCAGCGAUGACGACUGGGAUGAUGACUGGGACGAAAGCUCCACAGUGGCCGAUGAGCUGGGCACCCUAGGCAGUUCCUACCCUGACUACGAGGCGGCGGGUGGUGGGGCCUCUGACCUCUAUUGCCUGUCCACACGGUCUGGGCUGUCUCUGAGCUCCCACGGUGGCCACCUGACAGGCCACCUGCACCCACCUGGCAGCAGCACCAAAAGCUCUGCCACAGUGAGCCGUAACCUCAACCGCUUCUCCACCUUUGUGAAGUCCGGCGGGGAGGCCUUCGUGCUGGGUGAGGCAUCAGGCUUAGUGAAGAACAGGGACAAGCUGUGUGUGGUGCUGGGCCCAUGGGGCCCGAAGUGGCAGGAGAACCCCUACCCCUUCCAGUGUUCCAUCGAGGACCCCACCAAGCAGACCAAGUUCAAGGGCAUGAAGAGCUACAUUGCCUACAAGCUGGUGCCCAGCCACACUGGGCAGCAGGUGCACCGCCGCUACAAGCACUUUGACUGGCUCUAUGGGCGCCUGGCUGAGAAGUUCCCUGUCAUCUCUGUGCCCCACUUGCCGGAGAAGCAGGCUACUGGCCGCUUUGAGGAGGACUUCAUCUCCAAGCGUCGCAAAGGCCUGGCCUGGUGGAUGGAACACAUGUGCAGCCACCCUGUGCUGGCUCAGUGCGAUGCCUUCCAGCACUUCCUCACCUGUCCCAGCACUGAUGAGAAGGCCUGGAAACAAGGCAAACGCAAGGCUGAGAAGGAUGAGAUGGUAGGUGCCAACUUUUUUCUGACCAUCAGUGUACCCACUGGCCCUGGGGCUGGCCUGGACUUGCAGGAGGUAGAAAGCCAGGUGGAUGGCUUCAAAGUCUUUACAAAGAAGAUGGAUGAGAGCACCCUGCAGCUUAAUCACACGGCAAAUGAGUUUGCCCGCAAACAAGUCACUGGUUUCAAGAAGGAAUACCAGAAGGUGGGACACUCUUUUAAGUGCCUCAGUCAAGCAUUUGAGCUGGACCAGCAGGCCUUUUCAGCUGGCCUCAACCAAGCCAUAGCCUUCACUGCAGAAGCCUAUGAUGCCAUCGGGGACCUCUUUGCAGAUCAGCCCCGGCAGGACCUAGAUGCUGUGAUGGAUUUGUUAGUGCUGUAUCAGGGGCAUUUGGCCAACUUUCCAGACGUCAUCCAUGUCCAGAAAGGAGCACUUACCAAAGUGAAGGAGAGUAAGCGGCAUGUGGAAGAAGGGAAGAUGGAGCUCCAAAAAGCUGAGGGCAUUCAGGAACGCUGUAAUAUUAUUUCUUUUGCAACCCUAGCAGAAAUUAAUCACUUUCACAAAAUUCGUGUGAGGGACUUCAAAUCACAGAUGCAGUAUUUCUUGCAACAGCAAAUACUCUUUUUUCAAAAAGUGACACAAAAGCUAGAAGAAGCUCUUCACAAGUAUGACAAUGUUUAA
Cuculus canorus (common cuckoo) is the source of this 1812-nucleotide messenger RNA. RefSeq names its product sorting nexin-18-like. The record is from RefSeq and is a predicted model, not a curated record. NCBI's taxonomy places the organism in Eukaryota, Metazoa, Chordata, Aves, Cuculiformes, Cuculidae. Gene Ontology annotation, biological process: plasma membrane tubulation; endocytosis; endosomal transport. The transcript is spliced from 2 exons. Gene Ontology annotation, molecular function: protein binding; phosphatidylinositol binding. Bases 1 to 1812 code for a protein of 603 amino acids. Gene Ontology annotation, cellular component: cytoplasmic vesicle; plasma membrane.